AUUUUUAUUCCUUUACAUAACCUCACAAUCUAACGUAAACUUACCAACAUAAUUUAGGUUGCCGGAUCGGGUUGAAGGAAAGUGCUGUUCCAUCAGUGAAAAUUCCUUUGCUCACGCCUAAAGUGAACCCGAAAGGAGUAUGUUGCGUCAAAGGAUGUACCACAAAGAGGAGGACAACUCUACAACCGUUUCCGACCCGGCUAACCAUGUUUCGGCGGUGGAAACGAGUUUUGGGAAUACCAAAUGAUAUGGCUGUGGGAAAAUUCAAAAUUUGCCUGCGGCAUUUCAAAGUGCAGGAUCGUUGCAAAGUCACUUCUACCUACCUUAAGUCGAAUGCAAUCCCAUCUAGGCAAAUUAAGAAAUUGCCAAAACGUCAGAAAACCUCACAGGUCACAACAAAGCCUCCGCUGUCUCAUCUUUGGGAUCACAACUACUGUUUGUUUUACAAACCUAAAUCAAAGACCAACAACAUUUGCUAUGUGAGCGGAUGUUAUUCUAGAGUGAAAAAUGGCACAAGAUUACAUCGAUUCCCGGCCAAAGGAACUAAGCGGUUUAAACUGUGGCUUAAUCUGCUCAAGUGUCGUUUAAUGCCCACGAAAAACUCGAAAAUCUGCAGCAAUCACUUUAAGCAGACAGACUAUCUUCCGGGUGGACGAUACUUAAAAAAAAACGCGAUACCUUUACCUUUUCCCGUUGGUUUAAGUAGACGCUCGAGCUCGAUGAGUACAUCUUCAGGUGGCUCUGGUUCCGAGCCGGAUGCUGUUAUCGACUCAUAUUCAUCGUCCUCUCAUCAUGGCAGUUUCGAAGAGCGCGGAGACUCCAUCCUGAGCGAUGUCGACCAAGAUGACCAGCUGUCCUUUCUUAACAGCGAGAACGACCAAGAGUUCAACCCUGGGGAAGGUUGCUCACGGCAAUUCCAGCCGGAUGAUUCGACUCAUCAAUGCACAGAAGAUUUGCGUGAAGAUGAUGCUGGCCUAGAUGAGAACAAUAACACAUACAACGAAGCAAACUCAAACAUUCGCAAAAGCGAUCAAAUGAUCUUAACAGAUCUUCUAGUUACUGACAAGGAAGUUAACACAUGGACUGGUCUGUCUUCAACUGAUCAGUUAACUGAAAUCUGUCUGGCAGUUCGCACAUUAGAGAGCAACUCAUUCCCGCGAAAGUUUAAAAUGCAUGCACCUUUCAUUUGAGGCAAUCGCCACACUGUUUAGGAUUUCUGGCCCAACAGUUGCUAACUAUUUUUCGCAUACUUUACAAAUUUUAUCCCUCAUUUUGAAAAAAAUCAUUUAUUGGCCGACCAAAGAGGAAUUGAGACAAAACGUGC
This is a messenger RNA of Culex pipiens pallens (northern house mosquito), 1324 nucleotides long. RefSeq lists its product as uncharacterized. The transcript is spliced from 3 exons. Gene Ontology annotation, molecular function: sequence-specific DNA binding. The record is from RefSeq and is a predicted model, not a curated record. The coding region runs from base 207 to 1190 and encodes 327 amino acids. Lineage: Eukaryota; Metazoa; Arthropoda; Insecta; Diptera; Culicidae.